Messenger RNA from Arvicanthis niloticus (Nile rat), 1590 nucleotides. The record is from RefSeq and is a predicted model, not a curated record. Lineage: Eukaryota; Metazoa; Chordata; Mammalia; Rodentia; Muridae.
GGAAAUGGGGUUUGCUAGUUAAGGGGCGCGUUCCUGAGCGGUGUCUGGUCCGAUUCCUAGGAGCGCUGCGUCCUGUCAGCCUUGUCUCUAACCACAGAUCCCAUCCCGAGACAGGAGAAAUGCUGGGGUUAACAGCCUCUGGUUAGGGUCGGCCCUCACAGAGGCAGGGUGGAAGAACCGGUCACAUGGAGAGCCUGUAAAAGCGAAGGCCCUAACAUGGCGGGCAAUUAGGAAUCUACUUCCGGAAUUUAAAGCGGGCUUCCGGAAGCCGAGAGGGUGUUCCCAUGACAACCGACGUCGGUUCUUUGAGGUCCUUGCAUUAGAGCCAGGGAAACAGCUCUGAUUUGAAAAAACUAAACAUCUCUCCCCGAGGUCUGGGCAAAGAGAGAACCAGAAGUUAUUUUCUCCAGAACUGUGGAAUGUACCCUUGGGAGUCCCAAAAAUCAGACAGAAGAUGCUCCAGACCAGUAACUACAGCCUGGUGCUCUCCCUGCAGUUCCUGUUGCUGUCCUAUGACCUGUUCGUCAAUUCCUUCUCGGAGCUACUUCGAAUGGCUCCUGUUAUCCAGCUUGUGCUGUUCAUCAUCCAGGAUAUUGCAAUCCUCUUCAACAUCAUCAUAAUUUUCCUCAUGUUCUUCAACACCUUCGUCUUCCAGGCUGGCCUGGUCAACCUCCUAUUUCAUAAGUUUAAAGGGACUAUCAUUCUGACAUCUGUGUACCUCGCCCUCAGCAUCUCCCUACAUGUCUGGGUCAUGAACGUGCGAUGGAAAAACUCCAGCAGCUUCAGAUGGACAAAUGGCCUACAAACACUGUUUGUAUUCCAGAGACUAGCUGCAGUACUCUACUGCUAUUUCUACAAAAGGACGGCCCUGAGACUGGGUGACCCCCGAUUUUACCAGGACUCACUAUGGCUGCGCAAGGAGUUCAUGCAAGUUCGAAGGUGACCACUUGAUGUCACAUGGAUGAAUACCUUUCCUUCCUGGUAGAAGGCUUCUGGGCUGCUCUCCAGGGAGGAGCAGCCAUUGGCACCAGAAAACAGGUGGACUUCCUAGGAUACAUUUACACUAGCUGUACUCAGCAAUCGAGAAGGAAGACUCACCAGGCCUGGUUAGAAACAGAGGCAAGAGUUUGAGGCCUACCUAAUGAGUUCUAGGUUAGCCUAUAGAGGGAGACCCUACCUAAAAAAAAAAAAAAAACCUUCCCUAUUGCAAAUUAAAGUGUCGUCCCCCCCCCCCCCCCCCGCUGCAGACUGUAGUAUGAAGUGCAGUCUUGCCUGCUCCUCCGUCUGCCCACUUUCUUCUCUUACUACUCCGUACUGCUCACUCUUUCCUUCUCCUUCCUGAGGAUUGGCAGCUCUGGAGCUCCCACUCUUUAAAGCUUCUGGUUCAGCCUUUAAGGUAGCAAGGUCUCAGCGCAGACCCUGUUUUGCUGAUCCUAUACUUGAGUGACUGCAGGAUGCAGAUAAUGAUGGCCAUGUCCUCCUGACUGACCACACCUUCGUUGUUUAGAUUUUAUAUCCAAAGUACUUUUUUUUACAGUUCUAAAAGGAAAUAAAUUGAAUUCUUUUUUAAAAUAAACGGUAGAGUCUGUC